Messenger RNA from Saccoglossus kowalevskii, 1764 nucleotides. RefSeq lists its product as uncharacterized. NCBI's taxonomy places the organism in Eukaryota, Metazoa, Hemichordata, Enteropneusta, Harrimaniidae. The record is from RefSeq and is a predicted model, not a curated record.
AUGGAGAGUUUACCAUCACUACCGAUGUUCCCAGUUCACUCCGAUCCAACAACAACAAGUACAAGAUGGAAGAAGUACCUGAACAGGGUAGAAAAUGCAUUUGUUGCUUUCAACAUCACAGACGACAAGCGCCAGCGCACGCUGUUACUACACUGGGCGGGUGAAGAAGUAGACGAUGUUUUUGACACGCUAUCAGAAACCGGAAGCGAUUUUAAAACUGCCAAAACCAAGUUAACAGAAUAUUUCUCACCAAAACGAAACAUUGAAUAUGAAAGAUUUGUAUUCAGAGAUACCAUGCAGAACAGUGGUGAGUCAAUCGAUGCAUUUCACACUCGUUUACAACGUUUGGCGAACACUUGUGAUUUCACCGAUAAAUCUCAAGAGGUCAAAUCUCAAAUAAUACGUGGUUGCACCUCAGCCCGGCUCAGACGUCGUGCGCUCAGGGAGGAAACUACGCUCGAUAAUUUAUUAAGUUCUGCUCGUUCAUUCGAAGUGUCUGAAGUUCAAGCGACUGGAAUGGAGGGAAGAAACGUCCCCAGUGCGAGUGCAACUUCAGUGAAUACAAUCAGAAAACAUCGCCAACAACGACACCGUCCACAGCGCAACGGCAAGUCUCGGCAAGAUAAACAGUCGACUAAACAAUCUUCUAAAUGCUAUAAUUGUGGUGGAAGCUAUCCACACGAUACCGUAUGCCCAGCAAAAGGCAAGUCUUGUAAUUCAUGUGGUAAACUUAAUCACUAUGCGAAAUGCUGUCGUUCAAAGGGUAAAUUAAAGCAGUCUGAAAAAGCAGAAAACGUCAAAGCUGUUCAUCAAUGUGAUUACACAUGUAGCUCCGACGAUGACUACUGCUUUACUGUGACACAAUAUUCGAACAGUCAGCCCAGAAUAACAUUAUACAUAGAACAGACACCAAUUGCUUCAUUGAUUGAUACUGGUUCUACUGUGAAUUUAAUGAGUCUGGAAACCUACAAACACCUGAAAAACCAACCAAAGUUGCACAUGCAAAGCACCAGUAAUGUAUACGCAUAUUGUAGCAGUGAACCGUUAAAUAUAGUUGGUACUUUUCAUGCUAAAUUGCAAUACAAGGACCAUAACACUGUAGCAGAAUUUCUUGUAACCAAGAAAAAUGGAGACACAUUACUAGGAUAUACUACUGCAUCCAAGCUGAGAAUUGGCAAACUGAAAGGAGUCCAGUGUGUACUUCAUGAAGACAAAACUGUAAAGCCUGUUGUACAGCCACAUCGUAGGGUACCGUUUCAUGUUCGUGCAAAGACAGAAGAAGAGCUACAGAGACUGUUGAACUUAGAUAUUAUUGAACGGGUUGGAGAUGAGCCAACACCAUGGGUGUCACCUAUAACCGUGGUAGAAAAGCCGAAAAAACCAGGUGAGAUUCGGAUCUGUGUUGACAUACGAUCAGCAAAUAAGGCAAUAUUGCGUGAACGCCAUGUCACACCAACGCUUGAUGACAUAAUUGCUGACUUAAAUGGAGCAACUGUGUUCUCAAAACUUGAUUUGAACUCUGGGUACCAUCAGAUAGAGUUAGCUCCAGAGUCUCGUCAUCUAACCGUAUUCUCAACACACAACGGUUUAUACAGAUAUAAACGUCUUAAUUUUGGUGUGUGCUCAGCAGCCGAAGUAUUUCAGAAUAUGAUUAGAUCUGCACUGCAAGGCUUGAAGGGAGUACUUAACAUAAGUGACGACAUACUAAUAUAUGGUCGUGAUCAGCAAUGUCAUGAUGCCAACCUAGAAGCAUGUCUCAAAUGA